GUUUCGAAAGUUUUGGUAGUGGUUUUGUUAGUUGUGAACCCAUGAAAUCAUCAAAAAUGGAGACUCACACCAAGCUUCUGUUUGCUGCGUGUGCCACUUUAUCCAUCAUACUUCUUGUUCAAUCUCAGAAUCAACAAGGAUUCAUCAGUUUGGAUUGUGGAUUACCUUCUAAUGAGUCUCCUUACAACGAAGCAAAUAGCAAUCUCACGUACAUAUCCGAUGCCAAUUUCAUCCAAGGAGGAAAAACUGGUAAUGUCCAAAAAGACUUGGUUAUGAAACUCAGGAAGCCAUAUACGGUUUUGAGAUACUUUCCCGAUGGAAUUCGAAAUUGUUACCGUAUAAAUGUCACGCAAGACACAAAUUAUCUAAUCAGGGCUAUGUUCCGAUAUGGAAACUAUGACGGGCUUAACAUGUCUCCAAGAUUCGUCCUCUAUCUUGGUCCUAAUAUUUGGACAACCAUAGAUAUGGGGAAGUCAGGUGAUGGAGUUCUCGAGGAGAUCAUUCACAUCACAAGGUCUAACAUCUUGGAGAUAUGUCUCGUCAAGACAGGGACGAGUACACCAAUUAUAUCUUCCAUAGAAUUGAGACCCUUUCUAUAUGAUACUUAUACUGCUCAAACCGGUUCCUUGAGGAGUUAUAACCGAUUCUAUUUCACCAAUUCAAACAACUAUAUACGUUAUCCCCAAGAUGUGCAUGAUAGAAUUUGGAUUCCGUUGUUAUUACCAGAAUGGACGAAUAUAAACACAACCCACCACGUUAUUGAUUCUAUAGAUGGCUAUGACCCACCACAAGAUGUACUUAGGACCGGCGCCAUGCCGGCUAAUGCCAGUGAUCCAAUGACCUUUACCUGGAAUUUGGAGACGGCUACUGACCAAGUUUAUGGUUAUAUUUACACGGCUGAGAUCACGGACGUCCCGGCCAAUGAAACUAGAGAAUUCGAAGUUGUGGCAAAUGAUAAAGUUCGUUUCGAUCCUUUCCGUCCUACCAAGUUUGAAGCACAGAUUAUGUUCAACGAUGUACCACUGACAUGCGAGGGAGGAUUUUGUCGUGUGCAGCUUAUAAAAACUCCGAGAUCGACUCUUCCACCUUUGAUGAAUGCUUUCGAAAUUUUCACGGUCAUUGAGUUUCCACAAUCAGAAACAAAUCAAAAUGAUGUCAUUGCUCUAAAGAAGAUUCAAGCUACUUAUGGACUGAACAGAAUCAGCUGGCAGGGUGAUCCAUGUGUCCCUAAACAAUUUUCGUGGCCUGGCUUAAGCUGCAACGUAAUUGAUCUGUCCACACCACCAAGAAUCGUGAAAUUAGAUUUGUCUUCAAGUGGAUUAAAUGGAGUUAUAUCACCUAGCAUACAAAAUCUAACCCAACUUCAAGAACUGGACUUGUCCCAAAACAACUUGACUGGUGAAGUGCCUGAAUUUCUAGCCAAGAUGAAAUCUUUGUUGGUCAUAAACUUAAGUGGAAACAAACUUAGCGGUUUGGUUCCUCAAGCCCUUCUUGAUAGAAAAAAGGAAGGAUUAAAGCUAUUGGUUGACGAAAAUAUGAUUUGUGUGUCUUGCCGUACAAGAUUCCCAACAGCCGCGGUUGCGGUGUCUGUUUCUUUGGUGGCCAUUAUCAUACUUGUGUUAGUUCUCAUAUUUGUUUUAAGAAGGAGAAAGCCACCUGCUGGGAAAGUUAGACGCUCAUCCUUCAAGUCGAAAAAUAGAAGAUUUACUUACUCUGACGUUAAGGAAAUGACAAAUAACUUUCAAGUUGUUCUUGGUAAAGGAGGGUUCGGUGUUGUCUAUCAAGGAAACCCUGGUGGUUCUGUUUUGAGCUGGCCGAUAAGACUUAAAAUAGCUCUUGAAUCCGCCAUAGGAUUCAUCAGUUUGGAUUGUGGGUUACCUUCUAAUGAAUCUCCUUACAACGAACAAUUCACCAAUUUAACAUACAUAUCUGACGCCAGUUUCAUCCGCGGAGGAAAAACUGGUCAUAUCCAAAAUAGCUCAGAGUCAAACUUUACCUGGAAGCCAAACAGGGUUUUAAGAUACUUUCCGGAUGGAAUAAGAAAUUGCUAUAGUCUGAGUGUCACGCAAGACACGAACUAUAUAAUCAGGACCGUGUUUGUAUAUGGCAACUACGAUGGUCUUAAGAAUCCUCCAAGAUUUGACCUUUAUCUUGGUCCCAAUAUUUGGACAUCCUUAGAUCUUGGAAAAUCGGGUUUCGCUGCGACUGAGGAGAUCAUUCACAUCACAAGGUCUAACAGUUUAGAUAUAUGUCUUGUUAAGACAGGGACAAGCACACCAUUGAUAUCAGCCAUUGAGUUAAGACCCUUGCCUUAUGAUAUUUAUAAUGCUAAAACAGGUUCCUUGAAGAGUAUAGUCCACCUCUAUUUUACCACUUCCGAAAAAAUUAUAAGUUACCCCAAAGAUGUGUAUGAUCGUAUUUGGCUUCCAUACUUCCAAUCGGACUGGACUCAAAUCAACACAACCCUCAACAUCAAAGAUUCUUCCCGUGGCUAUGCCCCGCCGCGUGAUGUAAUUUCGACUGCAGCCAUACCGACUAAUGCCAGUGGGCCAUUGACCAUAAUCUGGAAUCUGGAAACCUCUGAUGACGAAAUGUAUGGCUACCUUUACUUCGCCGAGAUCCAAAAGUUGAAGGCCAAUGAAACCAGGGAAUUCAAAGGUGUAGCAAAUGGUAAAGUUUAUUUCGAUGCUUAUAGUCCUAUGAAAUUGGAAGCACAUACUCUCUCCAACUCUGUACCGCUGAAAUGCGAGGGAGGGGUAUGUCAUCUGCAGCUCUUAAAAACGCCUAGGUCCACUGUACCACCCCUAAUGAAUGCUUUAGAGAUUUUUACCAUCAUACGUUUUCCACAAUCAGAGACGAAUACAGAUGAUGUCAUUGCCAUCAAGAAAAUCCAAUCUACUUAUCAAUUGAGUAGAAUCAGCUGGCAAGGAGAUCCAUGUGUUCCUAAACAGUUCUCGUGGAUUGGCGUAAGCUGCAACGUUACUGAUGUCUCCACACCACCAAGAAUCAUAGCAUUAGAUUUGUCUUCAAGCGGAUUAACUGGAGUUAUACCACCUAGCAUACAGAAUCUAACUCAGCUUCGAGAAUUGGAUUUGUCGAAUAAUAACUUGACUGGAGAAGUGCCUGAAUUUCUAGCCAAGAUGAAAUCGUUGUUGGUCAUAAACUUAAGAGGAAACAAUCUUAGUGGUUCUGUUCCUCAAGCCCUUCUCGAUAGAGAGAAGGAUGGAUUAAAGCUAUCUGUUGAUGCAAAUAUAAAGCAACAAGGGUCAGGCCAACCAAGAUCCAGAUCCCCUGUCGUGUUGAUUGUUGUGUCUCUUGUUUGUGUGGCCAUUAUCAUAAUUGUGUUGGUUCUCAUCUUUAUUUUCCGGAAGAGAAAGCAAUCAACUCGCAAAGUUGUACGUCCAUCACUCGAAAUGAAAAAUAGAAGAUUUACGUAUUCAGAGGUCAAGGAAAUGACUAAUAACUUUCAAGUUGUUCUCGGUAAAGGAGGCUUUGGUGUUGUUUGUCAUGGUUUUCUAAACAAUGAACAAGUAGCCGUUAAAGUUCUCUCUCAAUCAUCAACUCAAGGCUACAAGGAAUUCAAAACAGAGAGGCUCGAUUAUGGAUUCAAUGGCUAUGAGGUGCCUCACACACCUCGAGCUGCUAGAUCACCAAGAAAGAGUGCUUUCAAGAAGAAGAGCGAAAACCAUCAAAUAUCGUCUUUCGAUUUGUUGGCUGCAGUAGCUGGAAAACUGUUGCUUGAAGGUGGAAAUUCUUCUUCCUCAAGUAACAACACCGCUGGUAAUCAUGAAGAUCACUGUGCAGUUAAGAAAGAACCGCUAAAUGGCGGCGAUAUAAUGGUGGAAGAAGAGACUACUAAUUGUGAUCAUGAUAACAAUGCUGAAAGGAGUUUCUUUGUCUCUGAGAUUCUUCCAAAAUCUCAUGAAAUGCAAAGCUUUAACAGAUCUCCAAGUCCCCUUAAAGAGUUCCAUUUUGGAUCUUCUUCUGGUAUAACUUCUGAUUCCUCGGAGAAGUUUGAAACUCACGAAUUGGCGUAUGAUGAAUCCAAGAUCAAUAAUGGUGAUUGCUAUAGAACAGAGUCUAACGAUAAGAGAUCAAUGCAUGGGGGACUGAAUUUUGAAGCAAAGUUAUCAAGGAAUGUUGUAGCUAAGGAUGAGAAUCAUAUAGGUAGUGGAUUCAGGAAACCAAUUCCCCAAAAUCCUUCAGCAUGCUCUGAUGAUAUAGAUUUACACGGUAAGGAAAAUGAUGAUGGCGAAAACUUCCCAGCAUGUUACAGAACAAAAUCAUUUAGGUCAACUCUGCGUAUCGGAGAUAGAAGAAUAAGGAAAGUUUUGGCUUCCAAGUAUUGUAAAGUCCCUCCAAAGCUGAAAGAUACAACGGUACCUAAUUCAGACUUGGACUUGAAGUCUGAUUACUAUAGCAAGAAACAUUGUCUUAAAAGCUUAAGAUCCGAGAGGAACUAUCCAAUCAAGAAAAGAAGAUACUUUGAUGGUUAUACAGCAUCACAAUCCGAGGAAACAAGUAAAAAUGAAGGCCUUUCUGGUUCACCUCGAAAGGCUUCAGCUUUUUUAUCUUCCAUAGCUUGUCAGAAGCAGCCAGCAUUCCAAUCAUCAAGAGAAUCUAACGUGAAACUUGGAAUCAAGUCAUUUAGAGUUCCUGAACUUUUCAUUGAAAUUCCAGAGACCGCUACUGUCGGUUCGCUAAAGAGGACAGUCUUGGAAGCUGUGACCUCGAUACUUGGAGGUGGAUUACGCAUAGGUGUUCUUGUUCAUGGAAAAAAGGUUAGAGACGACAGUAAAAUGCUUCUUCAGACUGGACUCUCUCUAGACACUCUUUCAGAUAAUUUAGGGUUUUGUCUUGAGCCCAAUCCUCCACAAUCCACAAAACCGCUUUCUCCUGAAGAUUCUGACUUUGCGCGUCCAUGUAAUGUACCUCACACUCUAACAAGGUGUUUCCCAUCACCAGGGAAGCAUGCUAAACCGAGUAAUUCUGUAGAAAGUGACCUUGACUCCAAACCCUCUGCACCAAAUAGGGGUAAAACCAUCUACUCCAGAGCCUUGAUUCCUGUCCCUCUGCAUGCUCAGGCUUUGACAGUAGUCCCACCUCGGAAAACCAAGCGAUCUGAGGUGGCACAGCGUAGAAUCCGUCGACCUUUUUCAGUUGCAGAAGUAGAGGCCCUUGUUCAAGCUGUGGAGAGACUUGGGACCGGAAGGUGGCGUGAUGUAAAAUUGCGAGCUUUCGAUAAUGCUAAGCACCGUACUUACGUUGAUUUGAAGGACAAAUGGAAGACGCUGGUGCACACAGCAAGAAUAUCGCCGCAACAAAGGAGAGGUGAGCCAGUUCCACAGGAGCUCUUAGACCGGGUACUAACGGCUCAUGCCUACUGGUCCCAGCAACAGGGGAAACACCAGUUGCUAGAGGGACCCCAGCAGCUCGAGACCAGUCUUGGUCUAUAGGCCGGGAUAAAAAUGUUAUCCUCGCAACGUGAUAAUGGACGUUAGCAGGAUAAACCUGGAAUUUUUUC
This is a messenger RNA of Arabidopsis arenosa, 5524 nucleotides long. Lineage: Eukaryota; Viridiplantae; Streptophyta; Magnoliopsida; Brassicales; Brassicaceae. The record is from the annotation of a GenBank genome assembly.